AUGCUACGCACAGUCCUGCUUUUGGAUGGGAGUGAGUCUAUAAACAGCUCUUCGGACUACCUCCCCUCCUAUUUGUUAGCCCUUCGCCCCCCACUCAUGCAGUUCAUCUCGGAAUAUCUCGAUUCAACACCACUCGCCACGCUCGGUGCCGUUGUGAUGCGGGAUAGCAUCAGUCGCCGGCUGUGCUCCUGCACCACAAGUGCCAACGAGAUGGUCGAAAAAUUAGAACGGGAUUACUUCCUGUACGGUGGUUCAGGGGCCACUUCACUGGAAAACGGCUUACGAAUGACCUUAAGCGAGCUGGUCGACUUGCAGAAGUUUGCCGAGAAGCGGCCUGGGGCGGACGCAUCGUCUUCGCCCUCCCGCCGACGGCGGCCGCAGGCUGUGCAAUUGCGCGUGCUGCUAAUAACCGCAUCCGUCACGUUGAUCGACCCCACCGAUAUCUUUCGUGUGAUCGCCACCUUUCGUAAAUUUCACAUUCAAAUCGACGUCAUUACCUUUCACGGUGCCGUCCAUGUGUACGACAUGUGCGCGCGGCAAACUGGUGGGCAGCUGUAUUGCCCCUUGCGGUUUGACCACCUUUUGCGGAUUUUACAUCAGCUUGCGGUGAACGGCGGGUACACGGAGGACGCCGAGCGGAGCGGGCACCGUCCACAGCUGGGAUACAUCCUGCAUCUCGCCCCGCACGGUAGAGCCGCCGCGGUGAAUAAGGGGAACCCAAGCGAGGUGGGGUGGAAAAGUCCCCCCCCUCCUAAGGGUGGAGUGGAGAGCGACUCAAUUGCUAUGGUGCCCAUCGGAUUCCCGAUCUUUUUGGAGCGACCGGUAAAGGAGGGCGUCGAGACCUACUUGGCUUGCCCGCAGUGCCACUUUAUCCAAACCACCAUCCCCGCCACUUGCCCGCUCUGCAAGCUGCUUUUGUGCAAUGUCGGGAUGCUCUUUUCUACCUUCGUCGCCCACAACCGUUUGGUCCCGCCGUAUCGUCGACUUCCUCAGGAAUUGCCUCGGUUGGGGCCUGGGGAGGGGCCGGACGGCGAGGAGAAUGAGGAGAAGGAGGGCGAAAUAAACGAAAAAGCCGGGAAAAGAGAGGGGGAUGUGCGAUGCCACCUGUGCGCGGACGUGGUGGGGCAGGCGGGCGAGGAUGGAUGGGUGUGCGAGUCGUGUGCGGGUGUGCGGUGUGGCCCCUGUCAAAUGUUUGUGGUGGAGACACUGGGGCUUUGUCCUUCGUGUAUUGCAUUACAGUAG
Phytomonas sp. Hart1 is the source of this 1242-nucleotide messenger RNA. Lineage: Eukaryota; Euglenozoa; Kinetoplastea; Trypanosomatida; Trypanosomatidae. The record is from the annotation of a GenBank genome assembly.